Messenger RNA from Drosophila grimshawi, 563 nucleotides. Its product is annotated as thioredoxin, mitochondrial. The transcript has 2 exons. Bases 65 to 526 code for a protein of 153 amino acids. The record is from RefSeq and is a predicted model, not a curated record. Gene Ontology annotation, cellular component: mitochondrion. Gene Ontology annotation, biological process: cell redox homeostasis. NCBI's taxonomy places the organism in Eukaryota, Metazoa, Arthropoda, Insecta, Diptera, Drosophilidae.
UGAAAAACGUUUUGAACGCAACAAAAAAUCAAAAGUAUUCUUUUUUUUAUCAAAAUUUACGAAAAUGUUGAGAACGAACAAGGCAGCACAGCUGAAAUUUCUUAAAAAUGUUAUUGGAUCAUCGCAGAUAUGCCGAAAUAAUUAUCGCAGAGCAGCAACUGGAAAGCGAACCAUUUUCGAUGUUGAGAAUAUCAAAGAUUUCGAAAAUAAUGUGAAGCGUUGUGAGAAGCCGGUGGUUGUCGACUUCCAUGCCAGCUGGUGCACACCAUGCAAGGCACUUGCGCCCCGCGUUGCUAGCAUUGUAUCGGAGCAGAGGGGCGGCAUCCAUUUGGCCCGUGUCGAUAUCGAUGAACUGACGGAGCUGGCGCUGGACUACCAGGUGGGCUCGGUGCCAUCGCUGCUGGUGAUGCACAACGGCAAGGUGCUGAACCGCAUGGUCGGUCUGCAGACAUCCGAGUACAUACGCGAGUGGCUCGGCCGGGUGAUCAAUACGUGUGCGCCAGAUUGUUCAUUUAUUAAGAAAUAAAUUGUUUCGUUUUUUGUUUUAUUCUACAAACAAACGA